This is a messenger RNA of Scheffersomyces stipitis CBS 6054, 940 nucleotides long. Its product is annotated as ribosome biogenesis protein TSR3. Gene Ontology annotation, biological process: maturation of SSU-rRNA. The coding region runs from base 11 to 940 and encodes 309 amino acids. Gene Ontology annotation, molecular function: rRNA small subunit aminocarboxypropyltransferase activity. Lineage: Eukaryota; Fungi; Ascomycota; Pichiomycetes; Serinales; Debaryomycetaceae. The transcript has 3 exons. The record is from RefSeq and is a predicted model, not a curated record.
ACGAGACACAAUGGCCAAAGGAAAGAACAAGACUUCGGAAGACAGAAACAACAACUCCAGAACUUCGAAUGGGCACAAAUCCAAACAACACCAUGUCAGAAAAGGAAGACAAGAAACUGGUGCUUCUACGGGUUCAGGCAAUGGUGAGAAGUUUCCUACCAAGCUAGCCAUGUGGGAUUUCGACCACUGUGAUCCUAAGAGAUGUAGUGGGAAAAAGCUUGAGAGAUUAGGAUUGAUCAAGAAUCUUCGUGUAGGCCAAAAAUUUGCUGGUGUUGUCGUUUCUCCAAAUGGAAAAGGAGUUGUAUGUCCUGAUGAUAAGGAAAUUGUCGAAAGUAACGGAGCUGCUGUUGUAGAAUGUUCGUGGGCCCGAUUGGAUGAGAUUCCUUUUAAUAAGAUCGGAGGUAAGAAUGAGAGAUUAUUGCCGUAUUUGGUAGCUGCCAACCCGGUCAAUUAUGGCAAACCCUGGAAACUCAACUGUGUAGAGGCGCUUGCUGCAUGCUUUGCUAUUGUAGGACACAUUGACUGGGCCGAGCUUCUUUUGGAAAACUUUUCCUGGGGAUUGACAUUCUUGAAGAUCAACGAAGAGUUGAUUAGGGUGUAUCAGAAAUGUACAGAUUCUACAUCUGUGCAGAAGGCACAGGAUGAGUGGUUAGAAAAGAUUGAAAACGAGUCCAAAGAGAGAAAGCAAAAAGCUCAGACUGGUGAUGUGUGGAUGACAGGCAAUACGCUUCAAGAGGGACUAGAUGAAGCGUCUUCUGAUAGCGACGAAGACACCGAUGAAGACAGUGACGAGGACAGCGAAGAAGAUACAGACGAGGAAAGUGAAGAAGAUAAGCCCAGAUACGAUAGUCUUGGAAAUUUGAUAGAAGAGGAAGAUAAGGAGCCAAAAUACGAUAGCCUCGGAAACCUCAUUACAAAAACCACCAACCUUUCCUUAUAG